ACCCUCCACCCACUGACAGUAGUGUCUGGGAGCGUAAGUUUCCAGACAGUUUCGCGCACCUUUAGACCAGCCAUGCUGAAAGCUGUGGGUCAAGCUCUCUUCUCAAGCGGACUGCAGAAUCCUCACUUCACAGCGGAGAAGAAAGAGGCACAAGACUAUGAGAUUCGAACCUACCACGCCACUAAGUGGGUGAGCACCACUCUGAGUGGGAUGCAGUGGGAUGAUGCCAUGAGAACUGGCUUCAGCAGGCUCUUCAGUUACAUUCAAGGCAACAAUCACAACAAGGUGAAAGUGGAGAUGACGGCUCCUGUGUCCUGCCGCGUGGACCCUGGGGCCGGUCCGGCAUGUGAAUCUCAGUUCACUGUAUCCUUCUACAUCCCAGAGGAGCAUCAGGACAAUCCGCCAGAGCCGAAGGACCCGGAGGUGUUUGUGGAGCACAGGAAAGAAUUCAGAGUUUAUGUCAGGACCUACGGUGGUUUCUCCAGUGAGAAAAUUAAGCGCGAGGAGCUCCUGAAACUUCUGGAGAGCCUGCAGCGGGACGGAGUCCAAUACGUCGACAAGCCGUUCUACGCAGCCGGGUAUGACAGCCCCUUCAAACUGACCAACCGCAGGAACGAGGUCUGGAUCCUCACAAAGGAGCACGAGUAGGAAGUUUUAAAGGUCACACAACACUCUGCCCACUCAAACUGUAAAACGGCCACAAAAAAAAAAAAAGUUUACAUAAUCUUGGAUGGAUGAAAUGGAAGUUUUAAAUGCGAACAUUUCUGUCUGCUUUGCUUUAUUUCCUUUGACUUAAAGUUACUGAAUGACAGACUCACUCACAGUCUUGAUAAAGAGAGCAAACAAAUGCUCUAAGACAGGCAUGUCCAAACUAUUCCAUAAAGGGCCGUGUGGCUGCAGGUUUUCGUUCCAACCAAGGAGGAGCACACCAGGCCAACCAAUCAACAUCAAGGGAUCCCUUAGUUAUCAGCUGAAGACUGAGAUCAUCUGAUUAAUUGAUUCCAGCCUGGUGUGCUCCUCCUUGGUUGGAACGAAAACCUGCAGCCACACGGCCCUUUAUGGAAUAGUUUGGACAUGGCUGCUCUAAGAGGUCGUCAUGACCAACUACCAAGUGGAAUUACAGUGGAACAGUGUUUCCAGCAGGUGGAGCCAAACAGUCAGGAAACAGCUUUUCUCAUUUGGUGCAUCUUUUCACCACAGAAACCAUUAAGUGCCACCUCAUUUUUAAAUGAGUGACAGGAAAUAUGCUCAUUUUCAGCCUUUGUUUUGUACGUGAUGCUAAUUACCGUUUAUUCAGUGAUCCUUCAAGAGAAAAAACCCCAAACAUUUUGUUGCUGUAAUUGUUCCUCCUGUCCACACUGGCUGCAGAGAGAUCACCUCCUAUGUGGGUCAAAGUCCACAAUCCUCUCCUGCAUAAAAAUGUUCUCUGAAAUUGAACCAAAGCCAAUAUGAAGCUCUGACACAGUUAGUGCAAAAUGUCCUCUUUGUGUCACGGCUGCUCAUCAGUGAGAUUGCAUUUACAUGAGAACCACCUUAGGAAGAGAUCCCUCUGUGGCCAGGAGGAGCAGCUCCAGCCACCAGUAACACUUUCAAUGCACAAACGUGUUUAAAGGUGAACUUGAGAAAAUGUGAACCCAUCAUUUAACGUUGCAGCUCACGCGAAAGGUCUGAGAGCAUUUUUUUUUUCCCCCCUCUUGUCAGCCAGUGGUCGAGCUGUGAAGGUGACAAAACACCUGCCUGGAAAAAUGUGGGUGGCUCUGAGUUUAACUGAUCUCAGACCCGACACACUGUCGCCGCCGUCACACUCGUUAUGAUGAGCGACUGAGUCACGGUAAAUCUGGGCCAGUCAUAUGUGCAUCACUGAAGCGUCAGAAAAAAAACAUCCCUCUGAUGAUUUAAUGAGUGUGCAGUUACCUGCCUGUGGGCUCGAAGCUCAGAUCUACCGACAUUCUUGGCACUGGGUGUUUAAGAUGUUAGCAAAGAGUGACACUUACGGGCCAACAUAAACACUGAGCCUUUUUUUAAUCAGAGAUUAUGUUUGUUUGAUACAUUAAAGCUCAUGAUGCAUUAGAAACAGCCCGUUCACUACAUGGAACCCGAUAAGGGAUCAACGACUUGAACCGAUCUAAGAAUCAUGGAAGGUAAUACUUAUUACGUAUUACUUACCUCUAAAUGAUGUUUAAGAAUGUAAAAUUUAUUAUCUCAUCAAUAAUAAAUAUAACUCAGCAUCAAAUGAUUG
Chelmon rostratus (copperband butterflyfish) is the source of this 2239-nucleotide messenger RNA. RefSeq names its product heme binding protein 2 (gene hebp2). Bases 73 to 648 code for a protein of 191 amino acids. The transcript is spliced from 5 exons. Gene Ontology annotation, cellular component: cytoplasm. NCBI's taxonomy places the organism in Eukaryota, Metazoa, Chordata, Actinopteri, Chaetodontiformes, Chaetodontidae. The record is from RefSeq and is a predicted model, not a curated record.